Messenger RNA from Sitophilus oryzae (rice weevil), 351 nucleotides. RefSeq lists its product as uncharacterized. Lineage: Eukaryota; Metazoa; Arthropoda; Insecta; Coleoptera; Curculionidae. The record is from RefSeq and is a predicted model, not a curated record. The transcript has a single exon. The coding region runs from base 1 to 351 and encodes 116 amino acids.
AUGGGCAUACCACUAAACGACUCGAUACUUUACACUCUUUGUUUCGCUGAUGAUCAAAUAAUACUGACUCAAGACUACGAGGACUUGAAAUAUAAAACCCGCAAAUUAACUAAAGAAUACAGUAAGUGGGGGCUGGAGGUAAAUCUUAAAAGGACGGAAUAUAUGUGUAUAGGAUGUGAACAACAGAACUUAAUCCUAGAACAACAACAGCAAAAGAUAAAACACUGCCAAAAAUAUAAAUAUCUUGGAAUGCACAUUUCCAACGAUGGUAGCGUUGAUGAAGAAAUUAAGUACAGAAACAACCAGGGAAGACAAGCAAUACAAGAACUCAACAAUAUUCUAUUGGGAUGA